Molecule: messenger RNA, 2364 nt
Organism: Aspergillus calidoustus
Lineage: Eukaryota; Fungi; Ascomycota; Eurotiomycetes; Eurotiales; Aspergillaceae
Source: the annotation of a GenBank genome assembly
CAUCCUGAAGCCCAAACUAGCCAAAACAGAUCAUAGAGUUAGCUCCGUGAUGCCUUUGGUUAGGCCGAGUUUUAGUUUCACCUAUAUCUACAACGACAACAGCUGUUAUCCCCAAAGAACCCACAACCAUAACCAAAUCUCCAAAUGUCACCACCAAAAUCACGCGCAAUCCUCGGUCUAAUGACCUUUGGCCCGGACCCCACCACCGGCGCCCGAAUAACCUCACUGGCCACCUUUGGGCAAAUCCUCGAUGCAUUUCAAGACCACGGCUACACCGAAAUCGACACAGCGCGAGUCUACAUGGCCGGGAACCAGGAAUCCUUCACAGCACAAGCAGGCUGGAAAGAGCGCGGCCUGACCGUUGCGACGAAGUGGUACCCGCUUGAGCCGGGGUUCCAUCAGCCCGCUAUUCUUCGGGAGAAGCUUGAGGAGUCCCUGCGUGAACUCGGAACGGAUCAGGUCGAUACGUUCUACCUGCAUGCUCCGGAUCGCGCUGUUCCGUUUGCGAACACGUUGGAGGAAGUGGAUCGGUUGUACAGGGAGGGGAAGUUCAAGAGACUGGGAUUGAGUAACUAUACGGCGUAUGAGGUUGCGGAGAUUGUUACGUUGUGUGCUGCGAGGGGGUGGGUAAGGCCGACGGUUUAUCAGGCGAUGUAUAACGCGAUCAGUAUGUCUAUCCUCCAUGUUCGAUAUACCGGUAUGCGGCUGAUGGACAUAGCUCGAUCUAUCGAAACGGAACUGAUCCCCGCCUGCCGUCGCUACGGGCUCGAUAUAGUCAUCUACAACCCAAUUGCUGCCGGGGUUCUAGCGGGCAAGUAUAAAUCCCCAGAAAUACCCGCAGAAGGCCGAUAUAGCGCUCAGAGCCCGACAGGGCAUACCUAUCGAGACCGAUACUUCAAGGACUCCACAUUCCGAGCCCUGGGGAUCAUCGAAUCCGCAGCGGCUAAGCAUCGAUUAACAAUGGCAGAGUGUGCCUUCAGGUGGAUUCGGCAUCAUUCGCAGCUCCGCAUGGGUGCUGACGGGAAUGACGGGGUUGUGAUUGGGAUCAGUAGUUUAUCUCAGCUGGAGAGCAAUCUGGAGGACUUUGAGAAGGGGCCGUUGCCGGAGGAGGUUGUUAGGGCUCUUGAGGAGGCGUGGACGCUCACGAAGGCGGAUUCGGUUGUUUAUUGGCAUGGAAGGCUUGAGUAUGCUUAUGAUGUUCAGAAGGCGCUGUUUGGUAGUUCGUAGAUUCGGUGUGACAUUUCUCGGCGCCUAUGUGGCAGAAUUCUUCAGUUCGGUUUGCAAUCCUUGUCAUCGAGUAUACCUAGCCAAAAUUGCAUCAAUUGAUCGCAGUCCUUGUUGGAGAAACCGAGCUGGCUCGAAUUAGGGCUUGGCCCACUUCCCUAGCUUGGUAAUGACCCCCACUCUCGCCUGGACGCAUCGGGAACCUUUCGAACGUCUUCCGGCAGAGAUUAUAAUCCAGAUUCUGCACUAUUUUGACGACAUAGUUCGUCAAGAUGAUCUCGGCUCAUUCUUCCCCCGCAUCGACAGCGUCGUCCGCUCUAACUCGUGCUUCCUCUUCCGAGAACUGAUAUCCGGUCCCAAGAUCACACUAGAUCACACGAGAGAUCAGAAAGCUCAUCUAUGGAAUAGCGAGCAUCCACGAUUCGUCAAUCAAGUGUCGAAAUCUCGAUGAGUAUUUCGAUGAGUAUUUUGAGUUCAUUUCUGGUGACGCAGUUUGCCGUCGCCCUCGAAUAAGCGAUGCGAUCGCAUUGAAAAUGAUUGACGUAGCGCCAGACGCGCCAGAUACAAUCCAAGUCAAGAUCAUCCUGCUUGGGUUGAGGAGGCUGAAGUCUACCGCACUUUAUGGCACCUCCACCACUACUCCGACCGCAAAGUCACAAAGAGCGCACCCAUAAGCCUUCCAAGAUCCGGGCCCGCACCGAGGGGUGGAGAAACCUGGAGCUGGCCACAAGGGUCACUGGAUGGUUUAAGCAGUACAAGAAUCUGGCUUCCAGUACCAAGGAUUUCCUUCCCAGUCAGGCGGUGAUUGGUCGUGUCAGCUGUGCCUUGGAGGAAUUCUGGAUUCAUAGGCGACUGCUCGAAGAGAUAAAGAGGUACGGUUUUGCGGAUGAUUUUGAGUCUGAGGACUGCCAUUCUUGGCGAGCUUUGAGCCGUCGCCGCAACUGAUCGCUGGCCCGAUGUUGUUUUCUGGUGGUGGGGAUGAAAGACGCGAUUGGGUCAGUGGGCUUGUUUCGAGGUAUCGGUCAAUCCAUCAUCUUGUCGUUUCCUCUCGGAUAUGCAGUAGCUUUUUUAUAAUACAGUUAGUUGUGGCUCGAGCACAAGCUCCCGAUGGAAUGGGGUAACACCUUGGUAGGAGUAGCG